Molecule: messenger RNA, 4000 nt
Organism: Bemisia tabaci
Lineage: Eukaryota; Metazoa; Arthropoda; Insecta; Hemiptera; Aleyrodidae
Biological process (GO): lipid metabolic process
Molecular function (GO): oxidoreductase activity, acting on paired donors, with oxidation of a pair of donors resulting in the reduction of molecular oxygen to two molecules of water
Source: RefSeq, a predicted model, not a curated record
CCGGCCGGACUCAUUUUCGAUCGGGCCAUCGGACUUCGCACGUCUACCGCUUAUCGGCCGAUUAGUUUGCCCGACAGUUCAGCCGUCCCCGCCUUUUCUUUCAGUUUCCUUCUCUCUUCUGAACGCGUGGGAGGUAGUUCUGCAAAUCGCGAACCGUCCGAGCCAUCACGUGGAAUCAGCGUGGAAUUUCGGCAAGCCCAAUCGUUCGCAUCCCGAGAGUGCUCUAGUGCCCGGCGUCUGUUCUCUGUUUCAUCCCUCAGGAUUACUGUGAUCUCAGCUUCUCUUUCCAGUACCGUAUCGGAUUAUUUUCACACCCAGGUGCUUGUGUCUCAAAGGAAGCGCCUAAGUUACCAUUCUCUCUUGGUGCCUAACGUCAUGAUCCUUCUCUUCUGAUAACACCAACCGGCUAGUCUGUAAGUGAAAUUUCUCGCUCAACUCCUUAAGAAGACUGAAACAAUGGGUACUGGUGGUCGGACGAACGCAACCCCACAGAAGGUGGGCCCGGACCCUCUGAAGAGGGUCCCGCACACGAAGCCCCCGUUCUCCCUGAGCGAGAUCAAGAAGGCCAUCCCCCCGCACUGCUUCAACCGCUCGAUAGUCCGCUCCUUCUCCUACGUCCUCUACGACCUGGCCAUCAUCUUCGGGCUCUACUUCGUGGCCUCGACCAUCAUCCCCACCCUCCCGGCCCCGCUCCGCUACGUCGCCUGGCCCGCCUACUGGAUCGUCCAGGGCUGCGUCAUGACCGGCGUCUGGGUCCUGGCCCACGAGUGCGGGCACCACGCCUUCAGCGACUACCAGUGGCUCGACGACACCGUCGGCUUCGUCCUCCACUCGGCGCUCCUCGUGCCGUACUUCUCGUGGAAGUACUCGCACGCCCGGCACCACUCCAACACGGCCUCCCUGGAGCGUGACGAGGUCUUCGUGCCCAAGAAGAAGGACGGCAUCAGCUGGUACGCCAAGUACCUCAACAACCCCCCCGGCAGGAUCAUCUGCCUCGUCGUCACACUCACGCUCGGAUGGCCGCUCUACCUCGCCUUCAAUGUUUCCGGAAGGCCUUACGACCGAUUCGCCAACCACUUCGAUCCGCAAAGCCCGAUCUACUCCGAGCGCAAGCGGAACCAAAUCAUCAUGUCAGACUUGGGUAUCGUGGCCGUUUCCUACAUCAUCUACCGGGCGGUCAUGGCCUACGGGCUGGCCCAUGUGAUGUGCAUCUACGGGAUCCCACUUCUGAUUGUCAACGGGUUCCUCGUCUCCAUCACGUUCCUGCAGCACACGCACCCCUCGCUGCCCCACUACGACUCGUCCGAGUGGGACUGGUUCAGAGGCGCCCUCGCCACGGUCGACAGGGACUACGGGAUCCUCAACCACGUGUUCCACCAUAUCACGGACACGCACGUAGCCCACCACCUCUUCUCCACGAUGCCGCACUACCACGCCAUGGAAGCAACGCAGGCCAUCAAACCCCUCCUGGGAGAGUACUAUCAGUUCGACGGAACACCCAUCUACAAAGCCAUGUACAGGGAGACCAGAGAGUGCGUUUUCGUCGAGCGGGAUGAGAAGGACCACACCAAAGGUGUCUUCUGGUACAGCAACAAGAUUUGAUGAUGAUUCCUCAAAUACGACCCCUCCACCACAACGAUUGUAUCGAUAGGUAGCCUUCGUUUCAGUCCUAGUGACUGGAUGUCGGUGGCGUGGUGUGAUUUACUGGUAUCGUCGAACUUCUGGCGUAAGGACGUAUCUCAAUUUCCACAUGGGCUUUGGAAAGCAUGGAUUUACAUGUAAAACAGGGCUCAUGUGGAAAUUUAGUUACGCCCUUACGUCAGAAGAGCGACGAUUUAUCGAUUGAUCUGCCAUUUGAAACUAUGGAAAAGGGUCGAUAGACAGGGUUUACCUUAAUAAUCGAUUCUUUACCAUAGCUUCAAAUGGGGAAAUAUCGAUAAUCGGUCCCAUGCCUCGCCACUGCUGGAUGUAACGAUCACCGGGCCCAGUUUUCGGAUCUUCUCGAGAUAAUUUCGUUUUAUCAGGGACUACUUACCGCGGGGAUGGAUUGAAAAUAGUCAUGAGCGGGGUUGUUUUUCUUAGUUCGUUAUGUCCGGUUUUCACUGUAGGAAAAAUAGUGAAAAAAUAGUGAUAAUAGUCUUAAGGUUUUUUUUAUUGUUACUGUAAGUGUCAAGCUCCUCAUGAUGGGGAUUAAAAAUAUCGGGAAAUUAGGUUUCUAGUGCGGGCAAAUGCAAUCUAAGUACCUUCUAAGCUUUUGCCCCCCCUAAAUAUGAAUAUCUUGGAGACAAGUAACCUACAGCACUCUAAAAUCCUUCUCGCUACAUUUUUUACCAAGUUACGGUGCUUACUGUCAAUUAUAACACAAUGUAUCUCCUGAUUCUGCAGCAUGAGUUGCUUAAGUUUAAGUAACUGACUUAGAGAAAAUGUAUAGUGUUCGAAACAUUAACUUUGUAUUAGCCGUUGCUGCCUUGUUGGAUCAUCCAAAUUUUCUCUUCGAGCUCACAAUUUUGUAUCGUUAAUUUUAAUACAGGGUUCCCUGAAUAGUUCACCGUAGUAGUAGCCGGACGGAGCCUUUAGUUCUUCAUACAAUCGUCUCAGUAACUUUAGUUCAUGGAAAUGCUCCUUUGACUAUCCCAUUUUUGCUUAUUUCUUCCCUAGUCACAUCUAAAUUACAGUACUGUACCAUGUAUUCAAAUUAGAAUACAGCCACAAUCAAGGAAAAGAAACCAAUUUGCCGUUUUAUUACGUGAAUCGGCCUGGAUAAUUUGUUCGCUAACUUGGCAGGGCUCAUAUAUCACCAGUUUUUUUUUUAUUUCUCAUGUUUGUCAAGUAGGAAAGUGUCUCAGGUGUUUCCAGGGUUUGUCAAUCUUGCCUUAGGCAUUGUAAUUGCAAGCCAUUAAAUAUUUGAGUACAAAUGAUUUCUAAUUUUUUGAGUGAUCUUCACACACAGAUUUUCCUGAAAUACAUUCGACAGUUAGGUGGAUCAAACCUAUUCCUAUUUUCUCCUGAGAUGGUCAGAUUAAUUGAUGUCCAACCAAAAUACUGACGUGAUCCAUUUUGAAUGUACUAAAGUUUUUGCUUUAAUGUGUAAAAUGGAUUAAACCUAGAAUAAAACCAUGGAAUACUAAAAUUAAGGACAGUAUCGAUGAAAUCUGUCCCAAAGGUGCCGAAACAUUAAUUGUUGCUUUGCAGUUGGUAGAGUGGAAUUUCUUGUGCAGUAGUACUUGUUCUGCAGAGAAACCUUUUUAUUCUCAACGAUUAUUUCGUUUGUUUUAGACUUUUUAUUCUCUCUUUGUGUUGUUAUUUUCUUUAUUUAUCCUUUUUUUUUGUCAGAUUUUUUUUGUUUUUUUUUUCUCCCCAUACCUGCUCUCUAAGUGCAGUAAAUGCUGAUUGCUUCAAGAACUGAGUUUUGCUCCAGAACCCCUUAGUUAGUGUAAUUUACCUGAAUAAUUAUAGUUAAUAUAAGCUCUUUUACCCAUUCGCUCAUAUACCUAAGACUUUAGCAUAAUAUUCAUUAGGAUAUUAGACAAAUGUUUUUGUUACAUUACUGUCAAUACUCCCUCUUGUCUCUUUGUUUGUAUUGUUUUGUUUCUCUUUCAUAUUUGUGGCGGUAGUCUGAUAAUCCUUGUAAGUCUUAUCAAAAAACUAGACGUAAAUCGAAAUCCGUAGAUCUGUGGGUUCCCCGAUGAAAUAAAGCUACAUUAUAUCGACCAUUCUUCAAGUUGAUUAAAUGAUAGAAUCUAGCAAUACAAAGACAAUAAGAUCUGGCAUGUAUUUUCCGUCGAUAAGUAAUCACGUUUUUAAUAUAAUACAAUCAUCAUUUCCAUCAUCAUCAUCAUCAUAUCUUAGCACCAUAAUUCUACUAUGUUUUCUACCUGUAACUCCACAUUGACUUCUCCCUGUAUUUAUCUCCAAAUUGUGUCAAAGUUUAAAAAUAGUAGCUCUGUAAUAUCUGGAAUUUGAGUCUCUACAUUAAACUUCUCUUUUUUUAUCAAUCAAA